This is a messenger RNA of Somion occarium, 1957 nucleotides long. NCBI's taxonomy places the organism in Eukaryota, Fungi, Basidiomycota, Agaricomycetes, Polyporales, Cerrenaceae. The record is from the annotation of a GenBank genome assembly.
UGAACGUUGAAAUAAUGACAAUUCAACUAGCUGACGGUCUCAUCAAGGCAUUUUGAAUCGCCACAAGGAUGGGACGGGAUGCCAGUGCUCACCUAGAAAAGGAACCUGGCAUAACACGUUGUUUGCGGUGGUUGGCCUUAUGGUGUUACUGUAUUGUCUUCCAAACGAGGAACACAAAAGCACGUUGCAAUUCUCUUCUAUUAUUUCCCCAUUCGUUACCUGGAAAUCGUAUCAUGACCGUUGACCAGGUUUUAUUGUAUUUUUGAUCUGCACGUUGCGAGGCACAGAGAAUAUAAAAUGACAGCACCUUGCCAUCUUACGCCCCACAGUUUCUAUCCUGCUUGUUCUGAUCUACCCAGUUUUUCGAAGCUUUAAUCAGUCAUGUGCCUCCAGGGAUCAGUACCAGUCGCACAUGAUCGUCGCGGUAUACCCCCUUCGCGGAGGUGUCCAGUUUGUCCAGAGGAUAACGUGGGCAAUCUCAGGGAACAUCUGUGGCUGCAUAAACAAGCAAAUGGCGCAGUAUUUACCAAGCAAGAAAGAGCCCACAAAUGUCCAUGGCCAAAUUGUCGUUUCUGGCUUACCCGUUGUUCCAAUAUGAAGUCACAUUUCAAGACGCAGCGAAAAAGAUACUCUAUGCCCUCAUCUGGUAGAUUGGCGUCCAGGAAGACGAACCCCAUGCGACUGGCGUGUUGGUACCAAAGGCACGAUUCCGUGGAUCCAUGGGUUGAGGACCCGACAGGAGCCCUCGAGCUUGCAGAACUCAAGGGAGGUACUGUCCAUUCAAAACUACGGCAAAAAAUUCAAGUCCAUCGCGAGUCUGGAUCUACAGUCAAGGGGAAAUCUCGGGACGCAUCUUCCAGCCUGACCUAUGCUCCUACGUUUGAUGAGUCUGAUAGAUCGUCGGAAACUGUCAUCGGAUUAAUUCCUAACACCCAGGCGACAAUCUCCACUUGCGACUGUGAAGAUACCAUCGAAGUCAAGUCAGAGGGUUGGAAAACAAUUACCGAGCCUUCUGCACAUGAGACAGAUAAUGAUGAAAUUGCCAGGCUGCUUCCUAACGUGGGUCGAGAACUACCUAUCGAUGGUCCUUACGCUGAUCCAACGCCGGGCUGGGCGGAGUGUCAGAUUGUCAAAAACGGUCAUCCUCAUAUACCCUCUACUGUAAUUCCGAAUUCAUAUCAUAGCCACCCCACCGCGACUAUGCAACCACUUUAUGACCGCCCCAGUUGCAUCCGUGGCCUGGUGGAUUGCCGUCCAGGAAGGAAACGUUCCUGUGACUGGAAUGGUACCCAUUGUGAUACACUGACGGACCACAGGACGAACACUCAUGGAGAUCACACAUUUCGGCACGAUUCUGUGGGUCCGUGGGCCAACGAUGAAACAGCAAACCUGGAACAUACCAAGCUCCGAGUCAAAGGUGGAGGUCUCCAACGGAACGAAGUCAAGCCUCCCAGGUUCACCACCGUAGAAGGCGACAAUACUCACGAUGCAACUGGGUUAGAAUCUAUGAACACUCAUGACUCUGGUCUCAAAGCUUCCACCUCUAAUGAGGUCAAUGACCUACGACGGCAGAAUGAUCCCUGCGCUCGAACGUCACCUCUUGGUAACUUCGUUGAGAGUCGUAGUAUCCGAAGGCCAGAAGUAGGCCGAUCCAGGAGUAAUUCAUAUCGUGUACAGCUGCCGCCUAUACGAGAAAUCCUAGGGCAGGAACUCCAAGCUGGUGUUCCUCCAACCGUAACACGCCCCGUCUACCCUGACGUCUUUCGCCCUCAAUCAAUGUAACACUGACAGUGACCCAACGUUUCACUAGAAUGGCUUUCUGACCAAGACGUCCUACUGAAAGUCUCCAAUCGAAAUUGACAGACUGCACGGAUCCCGCUUGUGUCCGCCUUUUGUCCGUCAUGCUCAAUUUAUAUGCCACCUUCAUGUCUUUAUGAUACUAUGCUCUGGUGAAAUC